This is a messenger RNA of Papilio xuthus (Asian swallowtail), 3539 nucleotides long. RefSeq names its product glucose dehydrogenase [FAD, quinone]. Lineage: Eukaryota; Metazoa; Arthropoda; Insecta; Lepidoptera; Papilionidae. The record is from RefSeq and is a predicted model, not a curated record. Gene Ontology annotation, molecular function: flavin adenine dinucleotide binding; oxidoreductase activity, acting on CH-OH group of donors. The transcript is spliced from 5 exons. The coding region runs from base 1508 to 3472 and encodes 654 amino acids.
UGGCCGCCCGCCGCCCGCCGCCCGGUGCAGUGCCGUGCAGUGCAGUGCUGUGACAGUGCCCAUGGCCACAUCCCAGUGAUUGGCAAGCGGGAGAUAACUCAUAGUGCGUCGACCGUCGCCGGCCGCCGGUUCGACGCCCGCCGCCGCUCGUACCAGCACGCCGCGCCGCUGAUGGUUCAACGGUGGCGCACCGCAGCGGCAGGCGCUGGAUAAUGCCGAUCAGAAGCAAAGUAAUGUGCCCCCGUGUUCACCAUGGCUCAGCAUUCUUGAACAUUGAUGCGCCGCGAAACGUGUAGACGCUCUCCACUCGACCCAAGCCACCAUACGAGAUCCGCCGCCGUCGUAAGUUAUACUCAUAGCCGGGGAUCAGUUUGUCCUGGCAGAGUGAGGCGUGAUCGACACCUCUGUUGUAAAAAGUAACGGUUCCGAGAGGUUCCGUGUGGCUUCGAGAGGGUUCCGUGCGGGCGCCGCACUCUGUACCGCAACACUCCUGCCUCAUUAUCCUUCAUUUAAAUUAAAAGUAUGCCUCUGUUGUCACACUAUAGGUGAAUGUUAUGUAAAUACAUAUGUAGACACGAAUGUUCAAUUUGCUCUCUGGCCAAAGUAAACGAACUAAAAGUGUUUACUUUAAUUAUAAUAAUUGAAAUAGCAAUGCAUAUUUCCCUUUUCGUUUUAGCUUUUUAAAAAUCGAAGAGUUUGAACCUAUCGCCUAUCGAUGGUUGUUUUCUAUCAAAAUCCAACAUUCGUCUUCGAAAUGAUCUCAUUGAAAGUUAUAACAUAGAUGAUUGAAACAAAACAAAUACACAAAGAAAAUAAAAUACUCUCCACUCAUUCAGUUAGAUGACGCGGACGUCAAUUAUUUCCGAUGAGACUUUGAUUCGAGUUUUUGAAUGUCCUCAUCUCGGGCCAUGACGACCUCUAAAGCCUUGUCUGCAAAGGUUAUAUUAUCGAGAGGAGGUGCCGAAUAUUUAAAAGAGGAAAAUUAAUUGAUAUUUUGUUGUCGGCCGCCGCGACUUAUGGCCUGCUAUCGCCACACAAACAAGCUCCAUUGUCACGAUAAACGACUCAAACGCUCGCAUUAAAUUCUCGCUACUGGAGUACGAAAUUAAGUAGUGGUACAUUUGAGAAUAUUUAGUAGCUUCCAACACUACCGUCGACCCGCCGCAUCACUCUCCUCACUCUGACAUCACGAUGCACAACGCUGCAGCUGCGGGCGACGCGGAGGGAGAGUCGUCUACACGUGACGCGACGGUAUUCAUCAUCACUUUGAAACCAUAAAGUUUUCUUAAAUAACAGUUUUCGUGGUUGCGAAUAAAGCGUUCAAGGAAAAUCAAUGAGUAAAGCGCAAUGACCGAGUGAAAUAAAUUAUCAUAUGAAUAUCAUAGUGAAAUAAAAAUGUUCAGCGAGACUAGUGAAGUGAUCAAAGUGGAAAAAUAAGUGUGAGUGGUCGUCUGCUGGUCACAGUGUUCAGCGAGUGUGCCAGCGGGUGCGACAGCGCCGCCGCUUCAUGAAACGCAGCAAGUCGUACACGUGGCUGUCGGGCCUGCUGCGCCCGCGCGACCAGCCAAGCUACCCCCUGCGCGACCCUCCCCAUGACCCGCCGCCGCCGGCCGAGGAGUGGGGCGCGGCGGCCUGGGUGCACGCCGACGCCACGCAGCCUGCCAGGCUAGGGCUGAUGGCACUGGCAUGCGGGGCGCGCGGUGCGGCGGCCGGUCUGCUCAGCAAGGCUACGCGCUCAAAGGCGGACGACAACAGCCUGAGGAACAGCGUGUUUGACUUUAUUAUUGUGGGCGGCGGCACAGCUGGCUGUGUGCUCGCCAACAGGCUCUCCGCUGUACCCGACUGGAAGGUGUUACUGCUGGAGGCAGGCGAUGACGAGAAUAUAGAUUACGACAUUCCCGGCGUGCCCACGCGGGAUUACCGACCUAUUUUGUGGAAUUACCGCACGGAGCGCAACGGGUACUCUUGUCUGUCACGGCCAGGUGGCGCAUGUGAGGUGCGCACCGGCAAGGUACUGGGCGGUUCCAGCGUCACCAACGAUAUGAAGUACACGCGCGGCCAUCGGCGCGACUACGACGCCUGGCACAGCCCCGGACACGUCGCCUCCCUCGACUGGCAGUUUGACAACUUGCUCGAACAUUUCAAGUCUUUUGAAGACAAUGGCGACUACGACGUAUUAAUGAAUUCCUUGUACCAUUCCCGCGGCGGCGACGUGCGCGUGCAGAGGUUCAAGCACGCCGAUCGGUUCGUGGAAAUGUUCUCCAACGCUUUUGCCGAAAUGGGCCUGCGCACCAUGGACAUAAACACAAACAUAGCGGAAGCCACCGUCGUCAACCAGUUCACUAUAUACAACCACACUAGGCUGAGCACCAACAGUGCCUUUUUGAAACCAGUGCGGCACAGGAAGAAUUUGGUCGUGAUGACCGGGGUGACAGUCACUAGAAUUGUCAUAAACAAACAAGAAAAGAACGUCGAGGGCGUGAUUUAUGAAAGCGAAAAGGGGAAAGAACAUCCCGCUUACGCCAAGCGCGAAAUAAUACUUGCAGGGGGCGCUAUCAACAACGUGCGACUCUUGCACCUUUCUGGUAUCGGUCCCAAGACCGAACUAAAGAAACACAACAUAACAGUAAUACACGAACUCCCCGUGGGAGCAUUCUAUCAGGACCAGGUCACCACUGGAGGUCUCGCUUUUGCCAUAAAUGAUGUCGCUCCAGUAGAGGAAAAUACUAUUAUUAAUGACUUUAAGACAUGGUUCCACUCUCGUAGCGGUCCGCUGGCGUCGCGAGGCAUAAACCAGCUGUCGGCAUUCUUACAACUAUAUGAGAAUAACAACAACGCGCCCGACGUCGAAAUAUCUUUCGAAGGUAACUUUGUGAGAAGUGAGAAAUUCUUGCUCACAAAUAUCAGUGUUCAUACAGCGGAGGAAUUCACAAUGCCGUUACCUUAUUACAACCUAAUAUCUAUUUACCCGGUUUUACUGAAACCCAAAAGUAAAGGUAAAGUAAUGUUAAAUAAAAGAAAUCCCAAAUACGGAAGGCCAAUCAUUCAAGCUAACUUUUUAAAGGAAUCGGAAGACUUGGACACGCUGGUCGACAGCAUCGACAUAGCGCUACAACUGCUAGAUACGAGGGAGUUAAAGAAAGCAGACAUUAAAUUCGCUCCUAUAGAUUUAUUCCCGUGCGAUAAAUUACGGAACAGAGACCAGUGGAACUGUAUAGCGAGGCAUUACACUAAGGCUAUGAGCAAUCCUAUCGGCACAUGCCGCAUGGGGGAUAACAGUACAGACUCGGUCGUCGACUAUCAUCUAAAGAUGCACGGCAUUGAAGGCUUAAGAAUUAUCGACGCGUCUGUGAUGCCGACUCAUGUCCGUGGCGGUAUCUACAUACCGACGAUGAUGAUUGCCGAGAAAGCGGCUAAAUUAAUUAAAAAAGAUUGGAAAGAGAACAAAGGACAAUAUGAUGGCAGAAGAUGACAUCAACAUGUUAUUAUUAAGUUAGCAAAUAAAAGUAAUAUUUAAUACCAAGUAGUUUUUAUUAAAU